This is a messenger RNA of Oppiella nova, 1461 nucleotides long. The record is from the annotation of a GenBank genome assembly. NCBI's taxonomy places the organism in Eukaryota, Metazoa, Arthropoda, Arachnida, Sarcoptiformes, Oppiidae.
AUGCAAGAGUCGAGAGACCAGUACUUCGGCACAACUUAUGGCUCGAGUGGAGGCAUAACUGGUUUAGUGAACAACACAAUGCCAUCGCAAGCACUUCCAUCACUCAUAUCACCCGGACUACAGUCACUGUAUGAGACCUGUUUGAGGGUAUAUCCCAAUCAAACCAAUCCAUUGCAAGUGACAGCUGUUCUUAAGUUGGGCGGACCCGACCCUCUGGACUACAUCUCGAUGUAUGCCAACUCGGGUGACCCGGCUCUCAAUGUGCCCCCGCAUUGGCAUUACAUUAGCUUUGGGUUGAGUGAUCUUCACGGCGAUGGAAGGGUUCACGAAAUAACUGGAUCUCAAACUCCGAGUGGUUUUGGCUUUGAGUUGACGUUCCGUCUGAAGCGCGAACCCGAAGAGAUGAGUCCUCCGACAUGGCCGGCGGCGGUGAUGCAGGCGCUCGCGAAGUAUGUCUUCCAGUCGGACAACCUGUUGUGCGGCGGGGAUCACGUGUCGUGGCACUGCCCUCUCGACAACAGUGAGUCCCGAAUACAACACAUGCUUAUGACAGAAGACCCACAGUUGCCACAGACUGUCACUCCCUUCGGUUCCGUCACUUUCAUCCAAAUAGUAGGCGUCUGUUUAGAGGAACUACAGGCCGCUCAGCAGUGGAACGGACCGGGAGUUAUAGACUUAAUGCGAUCGGUUGCCGGUGCGGGCGGGCAGUGGUUAGUGACAGACAUGCGAAGAGGAGAGACAAUCUUCGAACUCGAGCCCGAACUCCAAGAGGCGGUCGACGACGGCAUCGCCACUCAGGGCUCCAAUUUGAGUGGAGUUAGCGCGAGAUGUGAUUGGAGUCAGGACUCGGUCUCCAGUGAUGACAAACAUAGCAGUGAACCCGACAACGAAGACAACGACUCGGACUCUAAUAAUGAGAAUAAUGAGAAGAUCAUGAAUGGCGAACACAACAAACGGAACGGUAUGUCUUCCGCGGCUCACAAAUACCCUCAAAGCAGAAACAGUUGCAGUUCUGCGAUGUCUGUCUCCCACGACCAGCAAAAUCAAUGCAAUUCGAGAAUGUCUUUCGCCAGUGAAACGGGUGCUCCAGAGCCGGGAGAACUCAUUCAAACCCAAUAUCUUAAACGAUUAAACUUAAGGUUCAAUUUAGAGGCCGGACUUCUGUUGCCAUUAGCCUUGCGGGGUCGACUCAAACACGACAGACAUUUCACGUUUAAGAGCAUAGUUGGGGACUUAGCCAUAACUUUGGUGACGCCAUCGGUUUCGGGAUCUUUCGUCUCAUUGAGCCAAAGAUAUGCUAUCCGCGGGCCAUGGCUUCAAGUGCUCAUUCCUAAUGACUAUAUCGAUCGCAUGUUAUUAGAUUUGGAUGAGUUGUCCCAAAACGAUAUGACGGAUCUGCCGAAAACGUUUGAGUGGACAGACAUGAAACUGUCCAUCACUUUAGUGCCUGAAGAGACCUAA